AGAGAGAGAGACCGUGGGCCGGUGUAAAACAGCCAGGCGAGGAAGAGAGAGAGAGACCGGGCCGGUGUAAAACAGCCAGGCAAGGAACCCGGGGAGCCGAACAAUGGUGAUGUGAACCGCCAUAAUCUCGUAUCGCCACAGGUCGAGUUGAAGCGGUGCGUGUACAGCCAUGGGGAAGGACUACUACAAAACCCUGGGCAUCCCCAAGGGCUCCAACGAGGAGGAAAUCAAGAAGGCCUAUCGCCGCAUGGCCCUGCGCUUCCACCCUGACAAGAACACGGAGGCCAACGCGGAGGAGAAGUUCAAGGAGAUUGCAGAGGCCUACGAAGUGCUUAGCGACCCGAAGAAGAGGCUGGUCUAUGAUCAGCUGGGUGAGGAAGGUUUAAAGACAGGAGGCAGCAGCUCUUCGGGUGUUCCUGGUACCUCAACACACCACUACACCUUCCAUGGAGACCCCCAUGCCACCUUCGCCUCCUUCUUUGGUGGCUCCAACCCCUUCGACAUGUUUUUUAGUGCAAACCGCAGCCACGGCCGCGGCAACGGCUUCUCCUUCCACAACGACCACAAUAACGACCCCGAGCAGGAAGUGGACAUGGAGGAGGAUGACUCUUUCGCUCACUUCGGUAGGCACUUCGUUUUUCCUGGAGGGGUGAACAACGGGGAAGGUCGCAGAAGGAAGGGUGGACCCUCGGAGCGCCGGGGGGCAGCUCGAAAACAGCAGGACCCCCCGGUGGUCCACGAGUUGAAGGUCUCGCUGGAAGAGAUCUUCCACGGCUGCACAAAACGCAUGAAGAUCACUCGCCGCAGGCUGAAUCCGGAUGGAAGGACUUUGAGGGCCGAGGACAAGAUUCUCAAUAUUGUGAUCAAGAAAGGCUGGAAGGAAGGGACCAAGAUCACCUUCCCCAGGGAAGGAGACCAGACCCCUGAGAACAUCCCUGCUGACAUUGCCUUUGUGCUUAAAGACAAGGGGCAUGUCCACUUCAAGAGAGACGGUUCCAAUAUAAUUUUCACCUGCAAGAUUAGUCUCAAAGAGGCGUUGUGCGGCUGCACGGUCAGCAUCCCCACGCUGGAGAAGCGCGUCAUCUCGCUGCCGUGUCAUGACAUCAUCCGACCCGGAACGGUGAAGCGACUCAGAGGGGAAGGCCUUCCUUUCCCCAAGAACCCGUCGCAGCGCGGGGACCUCAUCGUGGAGUUUUCCGUCCGGUUCCCAGACAGGAUCCCGCCCCAGUCCAGAGAGAUCAUCAGACUCCACCUGCCUCCGUCGUAGGAAGAAUCACAGACAAAGAUGGCGGCGGAAACCUUCUCGGCAUUGAGAACACCUCCCUCAUGAGUGAUGUUGGUGCUCUCAGCGUUCAAUGAUGGAGGUAUACGCGCACCGGACACUUCAUUAGGUACACCUGAAAAUACUGCCUUUACAAAGAUAAUGCUUUUUUUUCUUUUUUUCUUACUCGUUCAGCUUCACAAGAGUGACAAAUGUGUACUGUGUACAAAUUCCCUCAAAUAGUGGCCUCCACUUUAAUAAUAAAUGGUACGCCUCAUGGUACUUGCUGAAUUUCCCCCAGGGAUCAAUAAAGUACUUUCUAUUCUAUUCUAUUCUAUUCAAUAAUCGCCAACUACCGUAUUUUUCGAACUAUAAGUCGUAGUUUGGCCGGGGGUGCGACUUAUACUUAUGUGUGAAAUUAUUAACACACUACCGUAAAAUAUCAAAUAAUAUUAUUCAGCUCAUUCACGUAAGAGACUAGACGUAUAAGAUUUCAUGGGAUUCAGCGAUUAGGAGUGACAGAUUGUUUGGUAAACGUAUAGCAUGUUCUAUAUGUUAUAGUUAUUUGAAUGACUCUUACCAUAAUAUUAAAGUUAAAGUACCAAUGAUUGUCACACACACACUAGGUGUGGUGAAAUGUGUCCUCUGCAUUUGACCCAUCCCCUUGUUCACCCCCUGGGAGGUGAGGGGAGCAGUGGGCAGCAGCGGUGGCCGCGCCCGGGAAUCAUUUUUGGUGAUUUAACCCCCAAUUCCAACCCUUGAUGCUGAAUGCCAAGCAGGGAGGUAAUGGGUCCCAUUUUUAUAGUCUUUGGUAUGAACUCACAACCCACCGAUCUCAGGGCGGACACUCUAACCACUAGGCCACUGAGUAGGCGAGAAUGCAUUGGCCGGGAAUCGGACCCGGGUCUCCCGCGUGGAAGGCGAGAAUUCUACCACUGAACCACCAAUGCCUGUAUGUUACGUUAACAUACCAGGCACGUUCUCAGCACGUCAUAUAACGUACACUUAUUCAGCCUGUUGUUCACUAUUCUUUAUUUAUUUUAAAUUGCCUUUCAAAUGUGUAUUCUUGGUGUUGGGUUUCAUCAAAUAAAUUUCCCCAAAAAAUGCGACUUACAGUAUAUAUAUUUUUUCUUUCUUUAUUAUGCAUUUUCGGCCGGUGCGACUUAUACUCGGAGCGACUUAUACUCCGAAAAAUACAGUAUGUGGCCAAAAAAAUGCCACACCUCAAAUAAAUGUACCCUAAGGAAAUGGAUUCUACUUUGUACUUAAGACACUUGAUUACCACCACGUGUCUUGUCUUGCCAGAUGUUAUCAAUAAUAUCAAUAUCAAUAAAUUAUUGGUAAAUUGUAAAAAUAUGUUGCGCCAUAACGCAUUCUACAGUAUGAAAAUAAUUGUUAUACAUAUACUUUUUAUUGAAACCUUUUGUUAUAUAUUUAUUAUUAGUGUUUUAUUUAAUCCUCAGGGGACAAAGGCAGACUUUUUGGACGUUUCAGUAAAUUUUAGCUAUACUUUUGCCAUCAUUCUUGUUGUGUUACUCCAUUAUACGUGAUUUUUCUUCAACAUGUUUUUUUUUUUUGGGAUGUUAAAUUUUUCACUUUACAAUGUCCAAUUCUUUCACAGGUUCAUAUAUUUGGGUUAUGAAUAUUUUAGAUUAUUUUUUUGCCCUCAAAUCUCUCAAUCAACUUCAGCCCAUGUGACAACACAUUACGCAAUAGUGGUGCAUUAUGUAAUAAGGUUAUACAUUUGUAUCUCGUUAUGUAACACAGCCGCGUUUUGUAAUAAUUGGCCGCGUUCUGUAAUAAAAUGAUUGAACGCAUUUUGUAAUAAACUUUGACAAAAUUUGUGAUUACUUGUUACAUAUUGCAAAAUGUAUUACAAAAGGCAGGUGCUGCAUAAAAGUAGAUGCAAUGUAACAAUUUGGUGCAUUUAUGUAUUUAGACCUUUGAAAUUGAUGCCUCGCAACAAAAAAAAUGUCAUCUUCAUUAACAUGUAUUUUAAGAGGCUAGUAGGAUGUUUCAUUGGUCAAACAUUAAUCAAAUGUUCAUAGACUAAUUAAUGUUGGGUGGGGCUCUGAUCAUUUUACUAAACAAAGCAAUGAAAUUUUAGGGUUUACAACAUAAUUCACCAAAUUGUUAUGUUUAAUAGAAAAAAAACGCAACCCUCGCAUUAUGUAACACCUUUUGCAAUAUGUAACAAGCUAUUACAAAAUGCAACAAUGUUUGCAAUGUGUAACAAGCUAUUACAAAAUGCAACAAUGUUUGCAAUAUGUAACAAGUUAUUACAAAAUGUAACAACUUGGGUAAAAUAUAACAACUUGCAGUAUGGAACACGUUUUUACAAAAUGUAACAACCUUUGCCAUAUACAACAAGUUUACAAAAUG
This is a messenger RNA of Nerophis lumbriciformis (worm pipefish), 3643 nucleotides long. RefSeq names its product DnaJ heat shock protein family (Hsp40) member B5 (gene dnajb5). The record is from RefSeq and is a predicted model, not a curated record. Lineage: Eukaryota; Metazoa; Chordata; Actinopteri; Syngnathiformes; Syngnathidae. Gene Ontology annotation, cellular component: cytosol. Gene Ontology annotation, molecular function: protein-folding chaperone binding.